This is a messenger RNA of Marasmius oreades (fairy-ring Marasmius), 1050 nucleotides long. RefSeq lists its product as uncharacterized. Gene Ontology annotation, molecular function: S-adenosylmethionine-dependent methyltransferase activity. Gene Ontology annotation, biological process: phosphatidylcholine biosynthetic process. The transcript is spliced from 5 exons. The record is from RefSeq and is a predicted model, not a curated record. Lineage: Eukaryota; Fungi; Basidiomycota; Agaricomycetes; Agaricales; Marasmiaceae. Bases 125 to 778 code for a protein of 217 amino acids.
CGGUGGUAGGGGCCUUCUCGGUGACAACUCCAACAUCGGGUAAGGAACUCUUACAUAAAUUCUUAUUCUCUGUUGCCAGAUAUAAAAGGUUCAGCAUGGAGAUUCCCACUUUUCCUGCUCUACUAUGCAUCCAGCCCUCGACCCCAUAGCAGAUCUUUCAAAAUUCAUUUCAUCGGUUCCAUCACAUGUGGACUGGUCAAAGAUCUCACUCUAUUGCUGCCUUGUCUCUAUUAGUGCAAGUCCCUUGGUGUGGAAUGUAGUUGGGAGAAAUGAAUACCGCAACAAGACCUUGACCAGACUAGUCGGGCCUCAUGUAGGCUGUGGGUUUCUGGGUGUCUCAAUAUUUCUGGCCGGAUUGUACCGGGAUGUAUUAUACAAGAUCGCUCUUCACGACCAGCCAAAAUAUCCUCUACCCUACGAAGUACAAACUAUAAUUGCGUGGAUCAUCUUUGGGGCUGGUAACUUCCUCGUCGCCACUUCUUUCAUUGCCCUCGGAUUCUAUGGAACAUACCUCGGCGACUACUUCGGGAUUCUCCUCAAGAAACGUGUGACCCAGUUCCCGUUCAAUGUCUUGAAUGACCCUAUGUACGUGGGCAGUACGAUGUGUUUUGUUGGGGCGUCGUUAUGGUAUGAGCGUCCGGUGGGACUGCUGAUAUCCGUAUACGUAACCUGGACCUACUACGUCGCAUUACGCUAUGAAGGACCUUUCACUGACAUGAUCUAUAACCACACGGAAUUGGCGGCGAAGUCCAACAAUCAGAUUAACUGCAUGACAUGAUGGUUAUCGUACAACUGGCAGUCUUCUUGACUGAAGACUGUAAGCAACUAUUUACGGUACAUAAACAAUCACUGGCCCCAAAUUAGUUUCCUGGAAAGCUAUACAUUCUCACACUUGGAGGUUCUUUUCACUUGUAUGUGACCGCUAUUUUCGAGGUUCAACUCCUCGAGGGUAUCAACGACGGUUGUGUCGCUUUGCGUCGGCAAAGCGUCGGACGUGAGACUCCAACUUGUAUGCGUAAUCGUAGACUGGCAGCUACCAGAACCAACAGG